UUGAUUCACUUUGGAGCUGUAAGUACUGAUGUAUUAGGGUGCAGCGCUCAUUGUUCAUUGACUCAGAGUCCCAAAAUGAAUGUCCAAGAGCAGGGUUUCCCCUUGGACCUCGGAGCGAGUUUCACCGAAGAUGCCCCCCGGCCCCCAGUGCCUGGUGAGGAGGGAGAACUGGCAUCCACAGACCCCAGGCCCGUUGGCCACGGCUUCUGCUCUGGGAAAGGUGCCGGCAUUAAAGGUGAGACUUCAACAGCCACUCCGAGGCGCUCGGAUCUGGACCUGGGGUAUGAGCCUGAGGGCAGCGCUUCACCCACGCCGCCGUACUUGAAGUGGGCCGAGUCCCUGCACUCCCUGCUGGACGACCAAGAUGGGAUAAGCCUGUUCAGGACUUUCCUGAAGCAGGAGGGUUGUGCCGACCUGCUGGACUUCUGGUUCGCCUGCAGUGGCUUCCGGAAGCUGGAGCCCUGCGACUCGAAUGAGGAGAAGAGGCUGAAGCUGGCAAGAGCCAUCUACCGAAAGUACAUCCUCGAUCACAGUGGCAUCGUGUCCCGCCAGACCAAGCCAGCCACCAAGAGCUUCAUAAAGGACUGCAUCGUGAAGCAGCAGAUCGACCCCGCCAUGUUCGACCAGGCGCAGACAGAAAUCCAGUCCACCAUGGAGGAGAACACCUACCCCGCCUUCCUCAAGUCCGACAUUUAUCUGGAGUAUACGAGGACGGGCUCAGAGAGCCCGAAGGUCCUCAGUGACCAGAGCUCUGGGUCGGGGACAGGGAAGGGCAUGUCUGGGUACCUGCCCACCUUGAACGAGGAUGAGGAGUGGAGGUGUGGCCAAGACCUCGAGGAGGAUGGAGGCAGAGACCCUGCCCCCCCCAGCAGGCUCACUCAGAAGCUGCUCCUGGAGACGGCUGCCCCGAGGGCCUCCUCCAGUAGACGGUACAGCGAAGGCAGAGACUUCAGGUAUGGAUCCUGGCGGGAACCGGUCAACCCCUACUACGUCAACGCCGGCUACGCCCUGGCCCCCGCCACCAGCGCCAAUGACAGCGAGCAGCAGAGCCUGUCCAGCGACGCGGACACCCUCUCCCUCACCGACAGCAGCGUGGACGGGAUCCCGCCGUACCGGAUCCGCAAGCAGCACCGCAGGGAGAUGCAGGAGAGCGUGCAGGUCAACGGCCGGGUGCCUCUCCCUCACAUCCCGCGCACCUGCCGCGUGCCCAAGGAGAUCCGCGUGGAGCCGCAGAAGUUCGCGGAGGAGCUCAUCCACCGGCUGGAGGCUGUGCAGCGCACGCGGGAGGCCGAGGAGAAGCUGGAGGAGCGGCUGAGGCGCGUGCGGAUGGAGGAGGAAGGUGACGAUGGCGACCUGUCUUCUGGGCCCCUGGGGAGUCACAAGCUGCCUCCCGGCCCCACCUGGCACCACUUCCCGCCGCGCUACGUGGACAUGGGCUGCGCCGGGCUGCGGGACGCGCACGAGGAGAACCCCGAGAGCAUCCUGGACGAGCACGUGCAGCGGGUGCUCAGGACGCCCGGCUGCCAGUCGCCGGGGCCCGGCCACCGCUCCCCUGACAGCGGGCACGCGGCCAAGGCAGCGGCGCUGGGGGCCGGCUCCUCUGGACACAGCAAGCACCUGCCCAAGUCGGGGGCGAAGCCGGACGCGGCCGGCCUGCACCACCACAGACAUGUCCACCACCACGUCCACCACGGCGCGGCCCGGCCGAAGGAGCAGGUCGAGGCCGAGGCCACCCGCAGGGUCCAGGGCGGCUUCACGUGGGGCCCAGAGUCCUACGGCCACGGAGCCAAGUCCCGCAGCUACUCAGAGAGCACAGGCGCCGCCCCCAGCGCCGGCGACAGCCUGGGCCAUGGCGGGAAAGCAAGUGCGCCCUCCAAAAGGAACGCCAAGAAGGCCGACUCGGGGAAGGGCGCCAGCGUGGACGUGCCGGGGCCCUCGGAGGAUGCGGAGAAGACGCAGAAGAUCGUGCAGUGGAUCAUCGAGGGCGAGAAGGAGAUCAGCAGGCACCGGAAGGCCGGCCACGGAUCUUCUGGGGCGAGGAAGCCACAGGCCCACGAGAGCUCCCGACCUGUGUCCCUUGAGCGCCCUGGGGCCGUGCACCCCUGGGCCGGCACUCAGCUCCGCGCCUCUGUGCAGCCCUCCCACCUCUUCAUCCAAGACCCCACGAUGCCACCCCACCCGGCCCCCAACCCUCUGACCCAGCUGGAGGAGGCCCGCCGGCGUCUGGAAGAGGAAGAGAAGAAAGCCAGCAGGUUGCCCUCCAAGCAGAGGUAUGUGCAGGCGGUCAUGCAGCGGGGACGCGCCUGCGUCAGGCCUGUGUGCGCGCCGGUGCUGAGCGUGGUACCAGCCGUGUCGGACAUGGAGCUCUCCGAGACAGAGACGAAGCCACAGAGGAAGGCAGGCGGCGGGAGCGCCCAGGCCUGCGACAGCAUCGUGGUCGCCUACUACUUCUGCGGGGAGCCCAUCCCCUACCGCACCCUGGUGAGGGGCCGCGCCGUCACCCUGGGCCAGUUCAAGGAGCUGCUGACCAAGAAGGGCAGCUACAGAUACUACUUCAAGAAAGUGAGUGACGAGUUCGACUGUGGGGUCGUGUUCGAGGAAGUUCGAGAAGACGAGGCCGUCCUGCCUGUCUUUGAGGAGAAGAUCAUCGGCAAGGUGGAGAAGGUGGACUGACCACCAGGCCUGGCCACACGCCACGAGGACACGGUCCCAGUGCGCAGGGACGACGGGCGUGGCACGCAGAGGCAGGGAGGGGCCGGGUGCGCCGCCCUCCCUGGUCUGUGUCGGGGGACGGGGCCGUGCCCUGCCCACAGCCAUCUCGGAGCCCGGCCUCGGGGCCAACCUGCUGGCGCUCACGCACCGGGUCCACUUCCCGCGGGGGUUCGCCUGCGGCCAGUGGUCAGGGCCGGCCGAGCGCGGGGGCCUCUGUAAAUUGUACGUGUCACCGAGUGCCUUCGACACAGCGUGUCUCUUACCUGCCACUGUGUGGACCCGGCGCCUGGCCUCAGUCUCAGCCACGCGGUUGGCGGGUCCCAGGUCCCCUCCUGGGGCCGUGUAAAUAUGUACAUUUCUCAGGCCAGGGCAGCAGGGGGCUGCCCGUGCCCGUUUUUCACGCGAUGACUUGUACAAUUAUCUUUUCAAAGGUACUUGGAUAAUAAUGAAAUAAAAGUUUUUGA
Messenger RNA from Propithecus coquereli (Coquerel's sifaka), 3176 nucleotides. It is a transcript of the gene AXIN1, whose product is annotated as axin 1. The record is from RefSeq and is a predicted model, not a curated record. Bases 76 to 2673 code for a protein of 865 amino acids. Gene Ontology annotation, biological process: negative regulation of canonical Wnt signaling pathway. NCBI's taxonomy places the organism in Eukaryota, Metazoa, Chordata, Mammalia, Primates, Indriidae. The transcript is spliced from 10 exons.